GGGAAUUAUAUUGCUGCUGGUAGAGCUACGCCUAGCCGGUAACACGACCGAAGACGACGUGUCUUUAGGUUUGGUUGUUUAAUUGCCGUGUAUCGGAACAGCAUGUCUACCAUCGAGGAGCUGAAAGACAGAAUCAAAGAGCUGGAAAAUGAGCUCUUGCGGUGUAAAGAGAGCCAUCACACCUGUGGCGGUGGGGAGUUACUUCACAGACCACGAAUUGAAAAGAUGAGUGCAGAGGUGGUGGAUUCAAAUCCUUAUAGUCGUCUAAUGGCUUUGAAAAGAAUGGGAAUUGUUGAAGAUUAUGAGAAAAUACGCACAUUUUCUGUGGCUGUCGUUGGUGUUGGAGGAGUUGGUAGUGUCACCGCAGAAAUGUUGACAAGGUGUGGCAUUGGUAAGUUAUUACUUUUUGACUAUGAUAAGGUUGAGCUGGCAAAUAUGAACCGGUUAUUUUUCCAGCCACACCAAGCUGGACUGAGUAAAGUUGAAGCUGCAGAACAUACUCUCAGGAAUAUUAAUCCUGAUGUUCAGUUUGAGACACACAAUUAUAACAUCACAACAGUGGAUAAUUUUUCACAUUUCAUGGAUCGGAUAAGUAAUGGGGCACUGGAAGAGGGGAAGCCAGUUGAUCUUGUUUUGAGCUGUGUUGACAACUUUGAAGCUCGUAUGGCAAUCAACACUGCAUGCAAUGAACUUGGACAAAUAUGGAUAGAGUCUGGCGUCAGUGAAAAUGCUGUUUCUGGACAUAUUCAGCUCAUCAUUCCCGGAGAAACAGCUUGCUUUGCUUGCGCACCCCCCCUCGUAGUAGCUGCCAACAUAGAUGAAAAGACACUCAAGCGAGAAGGGGUGUGUGCAGCAAGCUUGCCCACAACAAUGGGGGUCGUUGCAGGACUUUUAGUGCAGAAUGUGCUCAAAUAUCUGUUGGGAUUUGGGUCAGUCAGUUAUUAUUUGGGGUACAAUGCAAUGCAAGAUUUCUUUCCCACAAUGACUAUGAAACCAAACACACAGUGUAAUGAUGUGCACUGCAGAAAGCAACAAGAAGAGUACAAAAAAAAAGAGGCUGCUAAACCAAAACAGGAACAAUUGACAGAAGAAGAAGAAGAAAAAGUGAUUCAUGAGGAUAAUGAAUGGGGCAUAGAACUUGUUUCAGAAAUUACUGAAGAAGAACUGAAGGCAGCUUCCGGCCCUGUUCCCAACUUACCUGAAGGAAUCACUGUGGCUUAUACUAUACCAAACAAGGAGGAUGCAUCAGCCAAUGGAGAAUCUGUUCAAGAAUCUGACGAAAGUCUAGAAGAACUUAUGGCACAGAUGAGGAGAAUGUAGAGUUAUUGUUUCCUUUUAUUAAUCAUGUUGCUAGUUGUCACUGAAAAUAUUGCUUGUGCUCUGCUUUUUGUUAAUGUAUUUACAAAAGAAAAUAUUUAAUUUAUUAGUUUGAAAUGCAGCAUCUGAGAACCAGUGACCACCACUGCAUUAAAAAGAAACAAACUGCCCAGUUUAGUGACCUGUUCUACUGACUGACUAAAACAUUUCAUGUUAAUGGCUUAAAAAUGAAUGCUUAGGAGGACUUCAGGCUCAUUAGGUUACUAAUAUUGCUUCCAAUGUAAGAUAAUCGUGAGGCAUUGAUUUAAAUAAAAAUUCAGCUAUGCAUUUCAUUUUC
This is a messenger RNA of Polypterus senegalus (gray bichir), 1654 nucleotides long. RefSeq names its product ubiquitin-like modifier activating enzyme 5 (gene uba5). The record is from RefSeq and is a predicted model, not a curated record. NCBI's taxonomy places the organism in Eukaryota, Metazoa, Chordata, Cladistia, Polypteriformes, Polypteridae. The transcript is spliced from 12 exons. Gene Ontology annotation, biological process: protein ufmylation. Gene Ontology annotation, molecular function: UFM1 activating enzyme activity. Bases 103 to 1320 code for a protein of 405 amino acids. Gene Ontology annotation, cellular component: cytoplasm; cytosol.